AUGAAUAAUAGCUGUAUGCAUACAUACGAGGAAUCAUAUACAUGUUAUGUAAAAUUAAAAGAUGAAAAAUUGAAGGAAAUGACAAGUGUUAGCACUGUAAUUUUUUGGUAUUUUUGUUUUUUUGUGUAUGUUUGGUACAUAAACAUUGUGUGUGUAUAUCCACUUAAGUUUGAUGGCAGCCAUUUUGUUAUAUAUUACUUUAUACAAGGAUGUGGCAGUUUAUUACUUGGGCUAUUUUCGGAUAUAUAUGGGAAAAGAAAAUGUUUGAACAUUUCUUUUUUAUUUUUAAUUGCUUCAUUUUCAACAAUAUUGCUAACAAUAAGCUCCUCUGAUUUUUUAUUUAUCAAUAACAUCAAAGAUUUUAAUAAUCGAAAAUACGAUCUUUAUUCAAAUCAAAAUGUAUUUGCCCAAGAUGAUUCAGCAAACAACUUAAUGUCUUUUUUUAAUCUAAAAGAAGGGAAUAAUUUUUUUGAUCAAGGCAACCAAAAUGAUAAUUUUAAUGGGAAUAUAUAUAAAGUACUGAAUAGUCAUAAUACUAAUAUACAAGAUAACAAUAAUUAUAUGAGCAAAUCAGAACAUGAAAAUAUUUCUUAUAUGGCUAAUCCUUAUUCAAAUGGUAACCAUGAUCAAAAUUAUUUAAAUGAAAAACCAAAAAGUCCCAACAAUGAUAAUAAUAAUAUCGAAACAGUACAUAUUAGAGGAGACAAUACUAAGGAUGUAGAAAAUUUAACUGCCGAACAUAGCAAUCAACAUACUAAUUCGAUUAAUAAAAAUAUAAAAAUAAAAAUAAAAUUAAAUAAUAAUUUUCAAAAUUUGCAUGAACAGUUAAUAAAAAAGGUAUUAAAUGAUAUAAAAAAAAAAAAUAGUGAACUUUUAAAUAAAAAACACUUAAAUAACAUAAUUCAACUAUGUGUGAAAACAAAUCUGAAAAAAUAUAUUAUGGACAUGAAAAAUUACAAUAUUGGGAUGGCUAAAAAUAUCAGACGAAAAAAAAGCGUCAUUACCAACAAUAAUAGUGAUAAUAAUAAUAAUUAUUUUCGUAAUUAUCCAAACAACGAAAAUAUCGAUAUAUAUAUGAACAAUAAUUAUGAUCAUAUAGUAAAUAAAUGUGUGGAUGGAAUUAUAUCGAUGUAUAGUGAUGGAAAAGAUGCUAAUUAUGCUACUGGACAAAAUGAUGAUCUAUAUUUUUCGCAUAAAGAAAAUAACCAAAAUAAUAAGUCAAAUAUUCAAAUCCUUGAAACAUUAUUCGAAAGUUCUGAUCAAAACGAAAACAAAUAUUCAGAUAUUUAUAAAAUAUUAUUUUAUUUGUUAACAUUUGCAAGCGGUUUUUUUGCCAAAGGGAUAAGUAAUAUAUUAUGUAUUAUAAUUACAGAAAAUAUAAAAUCGAGUUAUAGAACGAAGGGUGUGUGCUUAAUAUAUAUUAUUGAGAAUAUAUCAUUAAUUUUAAUCCGAUCGCUAUUUGUUUUUAAUACAUAUAUUAAUUUAUAUUUAUUAUAUAAAAUAAAUAUUUUUUUUUGUGCAUUUUUAAAUAUAAUAAUUAUUAUUUUACUAAAUAAAUAUUUCAGUAGCAUAAAUACUAAUAUACUAAAAAUACAAAAAGACAAUAUCAACAACUUACAAAAUCAUGAAAAUUGCAUAGAAAGUAAUCCGUUAUCUAAUGAUGAUGAUAAUGGCUCGAAUAGUGAUAUAAACAAUGAAAAAAAAAAAAAAAAAAAAAAAAAUUUUUUUUCGUUUUUUAAAAGAAAUAAUAUCGAUUUAGAUAAUUCUGAAAAUGCUAAUUAUGACACAAUUCAAGUUUUCAAAAUUGACAAAAAUUAUAAUGAUAUUAAAAGAGAAUUGUCUAACGAUAUCUUAAAAUUAAAAGCUGCUGCAAACAUAAUCGAAAAUGAAGAAACUAUAAACCAUGAUCUUAUUAUACAUAAAGAUAUAGAAAAUAACCCAGAUAAAAUAUUAGAUAAUACAAGCAGUAUAAGUGAUGAUAUAAGCAAUAUACCAAACGAACUAAGUAAUAAACAUAACAUAACAAAUGAAGCAAUUAAUACAUUAAGUGAUAAUCCAAAUAUAUUAGACAGCUCAUCUAACAAAAUAAAUGAGACACAUAAUUCAAAACCAUCACCAAAAAAAAUUUUCAAAAAAUUAACCACAUUAACAAAAAUAAAUAAUAAAAAAAUAGAAUUAAAAAAAUCGAAAACUAUCGGGGUAAGUUAUAAAAAUAUACUAAAUGGUAAAAUGCUUACAACAAUUAAUAAAAAUGAAUUGUUAGACAAAUUAAAUAAAAAUGACGAAUUUCUACAAUAUAUUGAAGAAUUAAAACAUAAUAAUAUAUUAAAUAUAUAUAUAAUGUGGGUAAAAUAUACAUUUAAUGCACAUAAAUACGUUGUUUGGGCUUUAUGCUUAUUAUAUUUUAUGUUUAAUUUUCUAUAUAUUAGCUUCUUUGUAAUAUAUAAUAUAUUUAUAUACGAUAUUAAAAGUCAAUUUCAUUUUUAUAAAUUUAAUAAUUCUUUUCUAAUAUUAAACUUUGUUCUUUUAGUUUUUUAUUUAUUUUUAUAUUGUAAUUUAAAAAAUAAAAUAAUCAAAAUAUUAAAUUUAUUUGGAUAUAUAAUUAUAACAUUCAUAUCAUUUGCUUUUAUAUUGUUUAUUUAUUCAACAUCAUAUUUUGUAAUAUCACUUCAUGAUCAUACAUAUAUAUUAUAUACAAUUAUAUUUUAUAUGUUUUUGUCUAUACCUAAUGUUUCAUUGUUUUUAUUUUAUACAUUUUUUUCACACACAUUAUGUAAAGGAUUAUUACUUGGUAUGUUUAUUUUUUUUGGGCACCUUGGUUUUAUUGCAUAUGCUAUUAUUAGAAUUUUUAUAAUUCCAAAGUAUUUGUCAACAUUUAAUUUAAUAUUUUCAUGUAUUAUUUGUAUUAUUUCAUUUAUUAUAAUCAUUUUAUUUAUUCCACAAGUUAGUUCAUCAAUCAAUUAUAAUCGUAUCGACGAAGCUUAUUUUUAUCACUUUUUGUUAUAUCUUUCUAACAAAAAAAUUGUUUCUCCACAUUACACAAAUAUGGCUGUAUCAUCCGAUGAAAAGUAA
Messenger RNA from Plasmodium berghei ANKA, 3072 nucleotides. Its product is annotated as major facilitator superfamily domain-containing protein, putative. The record is from RefSeq and is a predicted model, not a curated record. The coding region runs from base 1 to 3072 and encodes 1023 amino acids. The transcript has a single exon. NCBI's taxonomy places the organism in Eukaryota, Apicomplexa, Aconoidasida, Haemosporida, Plasmodiidae.